This is a messenger RNA of Hibiscus syriacus, 2224 nucleotides long. RefSeq names its product WD repeat-containing protein 26 homolog. The transcript is spliced from 6 exons. Lineage: Eukaryota; Viridiplantae; Streptophyta; Magnoliopsida; Malvales; Malvaceae. The coding region runs from base 257 to 2005 and encodes 582 amino acids. The record is from RefSeq and is a predicted model, not a curated record. Gene Ontology annotation, molecular function: protein binding.
UUCAGAUAGCCCCAUUGGCUAAGUUAAUAGCUCAAUUCUCAAACACUCUUUAUAGUUUCCUUUUGAGGUGAUUUCCUCCACGCAAAGGGAAAAAAGCUCUUAAAAUCUCCUGUUUUCUACCCCUCUGUAAAGGUACCAAACGCUUACCUUUAUUUCACUUGGGCGCUUGCUCCUUGUGAUUCAUUAGAGGCAUUAACUUAUCUGUAUUGCCAUUUCUUUACCUCUCCAAUUAUAUAUGGGCUGAGGUGCACCUUUCAUGGGAGGUGUAGAGGAUAAUGAACCAGCCUCAAAACGUAUGAAACUAUCCUCUGAAGAACUGAGACGUCUUUCCAACGGUUCAACUAUUACAGAGACUGUAGCUGGGUCUUUAGGUGACCUAAUGGCUCGGCCCCUGCAGUCUGAAGGGGGUGAAGAAGUUGUUGGCUCGAAAGGUGUUAUAAAGAAGGUAGAAUUUGUCCGAAUAAUAGCAAAAGCGUUAUAUUCUCUUGGUUAUAUAAAGAGUGGUGCUCAUCUAGAGGAAGAGUCAGGGAUACCAUUAUAUUCUUCUGUGGUCAAUGAAUUUAUGCGGCAAAUUCUUGAGGGAAAUUGGGAUGAAAGUGUUGUUACAUUGCGUAAUAUUGGUCUGACUGAUGAAAAGACCAUAAAAUCAGCCUCUUUUCUGAUAUUGGAACAUAAGUUUUUGGAACUUUUGGAUGAAGAAAAGGUAAUGGAUGCCCUGAAAACAUUGAGGACUGAGAUUGCACCUCUUAGUGUCAAUAAUAGUAGAGUACGUGAGCUUUCUUCAUACAUCGUGUCACCAUCUUACUGUUCUUCUGUUCGGUCUCCGAAACAAGAUACAUUGAGGGCAAGAUCCCGGAGUAAACUAUUGGAAGAAUUACAGAAGCUGCUUCCUCCUAAAGUUAUGAUCCCGGAAGGAAGGUUGGAGCAUUUAGUUGAACAGGCCCUUGUAUUGCAACGAGAUGCUUGCAUGUUUCACAACUCAUUGGAUAAGGAAAUGUCACUAUAUUCUGAUCAUCAGUGUGGGAGAGAUCAAAUUCCUUCUCAAGCAUUGCAGAUAUUCCAGGCUCACACGGAUGAAGUAUGGUUUUUGAAAUUUUCGCAUAACGGGAAAUACUUAGCUUCGUCAUCAAAUGAUCAGUCAGCAAUCAUUUGGGAGGUUUACGAGACUGGAGUAUCUUUAAAACAUAAUCUCUCUGGUCACCAGAAACCUCUCUCUUCUGUUUCAUGGAGUCCUGAUGACCGUCAGCUUCUGACAUGUGGCUCAGAUGAGGUCAUAAGGCUCUGGGAUGUCUCUUCUGGUGAAUGUCUUCAUGUUUAUGAAAAAACGGGUCUUGGUAUGGUUUCGUGUGGAUGGUCUCCAGAUGGAAAAUGGAUAGUUUCGGGUCUGAACGAUAAGAGUAUCUGCAUGUGGGAAUUGGAUGGGAAAGAGCUAGAGUGCUGGAAAGGGCAACGAACGCUAAAAAUUUCUGAUUUGGAAAUAACCGGUGAUGGAAAGCAAAUUAUUAGUAUAUGUCGAGAAACAACAAUAUUAUUACUCGAUCGGGAAGCAAAAGUUGAGAGAUUUAUCGAAGAGGAUCAACCAAUAACUUCAUUCUCGUUGUCGAGAGACAGUAGGUUCUUGCUGGUAGAUCUUUUAAAUCAGGAAAUCCAUCUAUGGAAUAUAGAAGGUGAUCUGAAACUUGUUUCUAAAUAUAGAGGCCAUAAACGCACUCGCUUCAUAAUUAGGUCUUGUUUUGGUGGCCUUGAUGAAGCUUUUAUUGCCAGCGGUAGUGAGGACUCACUGGUCUAUAUUUGGCAUAGGACCACGGGGGAGCUUAUAGAGUCAUUACCAGGUCAUUCCGGAGCGGUUAAUUGUGUGAGCUGGAAUCCGGCAAACCCACACAUGUUGGCAUCGGCUAGUGAUGAUCGUACGAUUCGUAUAUGGGGUUUGAAUAAUCUAAGCACAAGCACAAAGCAGAAAGAACCUCAGAGUAAUGGCAUCCAUUAUUGCAAUGGAGGAACCUGAGAUUGAAAUGCAUGGAAUCUGCAGCGCGAAGCAGAAAGAACUUCACAGUAAUGGCAUCCAUUAUUGCAAUGGAGGAACCUGGGAUCGAAAUGCAUGGAAUCUGCAGUCCAUUGAUAUCUCUGAUAUAAUUGGUUUCAUGUAAAUACUUUUACCUUGUUGAAAGCUUGACAUUCAUAUGAAAAAGGGAGAAAAAAAAAUUUCAGCAAUGCAAUGCCAGAU